Molecule: messenger RNA, 6742 nt
Organism: Ostrea edulis (European flat oyster)
Lineage: Eukaryota; Metazoa; Mollusca; Bivalvia; Ostreida; Ostreidae
Exons: 16
Coding region: 695-4027 (1110 amino acids)
Source: RefSeq, a predicted model, not a curated record
ACUGAGUGCACAUUUCUUUAUGGAGAUGUUCUCAUGCAUGUGUGAAAAUUUCUUGAAAUUUGUAUUGAUACUGGUUUCUUUGGAAAUUUGACACCUGAUUUGAAUCUGUUGGAAAAUAUAUGUGAGAGAAGGACAUGAGUAAAUUGAUGCUGUGAAAAUAUUUCCACCUGAUGCUCUGUAAUAAGGACAAUACGUGUGUUAAAACUCAUCUGUUUAGCUGUAUGGAAAAGGUAUGUGGAAUGAAACCAGUUUUGAUGUACAGGAAGUACAGGUUCACAUAUAAAUGAAGAAGGUAUAGGUUAUAGGGGAAGUGUGAUGAGAAAUGGACUGUACCAAGACUAGCCAUGGUUUCUGUCCAGUAUUCAAGGAAUUUUGACAAACACAUUUGUUAUUAACAGUACUGUGAUUGAUAAAGGUCAUACACUGUGCAUUUAAGUGGUUCAAUCCUUAGCAGGUUGCGUGUGGAUACAAAGUUCCGAAGCAGAUCUAAAGACGCGAGAUGUAUAUGGACUAAUGUCCGUACUUACCAGGACAGAUAUUUGCGGCAACGAAAAUGGCAUGGAUUCAAGAACAAUAUGCACACUAAAACUACCUCUGGAAAUUAAACAACAUUAAGAAAAACACUAAAUCUGAGUAUACCUUAUUAACGGUCAGAUUUCACAAUACUACAGAGAGGGGGAUAUUUUCGAGAAAAAUGAGCUUCAAGGAAAAUUCUUACGGCGGAACCAAUCCUCUGAAUUCACCUUCAGAGGCAAAAAGGCGGCGUGUCGUGGGGGAUGACGUCUCUGUAACGAGCACACUCAGCAGUCGAGUGAGUAGUCGCUCACACUCCCCUACCUUUUCGGAGACCCUGGAUGACAGUUUCCUGAGCACACCUGGAAACUCUCCAGCUACGACAUUGAAGUUGAAAGAGAAAUUUCGAGUAAAAUAUGGUAGAACAGAACUACUUUCUACCAUUGAGCAAUAUCUUUUGGAUAAAGAUAUUAUUGAAGCUUGCCAGUUCCCAGAUGACACUGAGGAUACAGAUGGCAACAAAAAGGUUUCACUAAUGGAGUUCCGUCAACAGUAUAGAGAGUUGUCCCAGUGGCUGACCAAUGUCCAGAGGGUGGCCCAAAAGUCACUGGGUUCAAAGAUGCUCUCUGAAAAGUAUCUAGCCCAGAGCAACAAUUUAGACCUCCUAAACAAGUCUUUAACCAGGCGCAAAUCUUUCAUGGACUAUGCAAAACAACUCCUUCAUCGUGAGCCAAACCUCCAGCAGGAAAUAGAAGAAAGAGUCAGCUGCCUUAACAAGAUGUGGAGCACUUUGGAACAAGAUGUCAGUGGCAAGGCAAUGUGGCAGAAUGCUGAAACUAUGAUCAGAGAUCUUGAAAUGGAUUUGAAGACUUUGCAGGCCUGGCUUACAGACACAGAUCACAAGAUAUUUUCGAUGACAACCCAGUACCAAAAGUCAGAUGUUGAGUUGAAGAAAUGCCUGGAUGAGCACAAGAUACUGCAGAAGGAUAUCGAGUCCAAGAAUUGUAACAUUAGUGCUGUUCUUCGCUUGAGUGAACUUCUUCACAAUGACCUUCAGGAUUCACUCAAGCAUCAAGUUUACCCUUUGCAGCAGUUGGCACUUAAUCUGCAGCAGAGAUGGCAUGAGAUAUGGCUUUCAUCUGUAGAAGUGCAAUGCAGGCUAGAAAAUGCCCUGAAAGGAGGCAAAAAGAAUGAUUUUUCACCAAAUACCUAUCUAAGUGGCUGGAUACCUUCUCACUUUGCGUCAGAGAAUGACCCAGAAGGGCUGAACCUUGGUUCAGACGACAGUUUCCAGUCUCUUCUGCCACGACAGGCAGACCUGGUAGAAUCUCCACCUUAUGAUUGUUCCCUGUCCAGUGACAACAGUGGAAAGGACAGUGCAGUGGUCAGUGAAGUGGAGAUUAAGAUGUCUUCAGAGUGCAGUGACUCUGACCUAGAGAUGCUAAGGAGGUCGCAUCAAAAGUCAGAGACUAGAGACAUCGGAUACAGCAGUGGAGCUUCAGUAUCUCCUUUUGCAGUUGGUCAGACCAGCACAGAAUCAGACUGCGAUGAUAUCAAAAGACUCAUUGAUAAUGUGGAGAAUCUAGUGGGCGAGAAACAGAAAUCUCCACCAAGGCAGAGGAAAUCUGAGAGCCCAAAGAAAAAGAAGGGCCCGAUCAGUUCCUGUGAUGCCAGCAGUGAGGAUAGUGAUGCCUCGCUUGAGGAAUUCUCAACAGCCUCUGAUGAUGCAGAAGGGCUUUAUGAUAGUGUUUUGGGAGGGUUAGAGUACAAUUCUGAUGCUUCUCUUUCCAAUAAUCUCCCAAAAUUAUAUAACACUGCCAAACUUCGGCAGAAUGGAAAGAAAAAGAAGGAUCGACCAUGGAGUGCGAUCCAGAUCAAAGAGUCUGAUGAUGACUCUGUGACCUUUUCAAGGUCUGAUACAGCAAUGGAACAGCUCAGGGAUGCUUUGGACACCCCCACAGGGAAGAGUGAGAUAGGGAGAAGUACCCUGCCACGAGCUGGAGCCAAGAGAAAGCUGUAUGAAGCUGAUGCUGCUUACACUUCAGAGCCUGGAAGCUCAGGAUCUGAAGAUUAUGCGACUGCCCACAGUGAAUUUGUUAUGUCAGAAGAUGAAGAAAACAUAGCAAGCACAGCCUCAUUCUCUGAACCCACCUGGGAUAAUUACCACCAGGUGUACACAUCGUUAGGAGAAGAAGAAGAGGAGCCAGCGACAUGGAGAAACCUGGAGGAAGACUUUGAGUUUGAUGAGGAAAUUCCUCAAUACUCUGCCAUGUUGUCUGCUGCCUCUGAAAAGAGGAAGACACCUAGACCCAAAUUGGUCAGUCAGGGCAGUCGACCAGGGUAUGAUAGUGAUUCAGAUUUGGAGGACCUGAAUUGUUUCCUAGAGGACUCCAUUAGUCAACUGAAGAUUGCAGAUCAUUAUCUGAAAAAGAAAACCAAGGACUUCAUGGGAACAGGAGUGGAGAUUAACACAAAUAAAUAUAAUGAAAUCAUUGCCACUUGUCAGACCAAUGUUGCCUGUCUGCAGAAUGUACUACAGCAUCUCAAUGAUGAAUUCACUGAGGAAGAAAUAGACAAUAUGAAAGACAUUCUAGUGCAGUGGGAAAAGCUUCAUGCUUUUGCCAAAGAGAGACAACUGGAGUCCACUGAGUUAUUGGCAAUGAACAGGUGUCUGGAGGAAGUGAUGGCUGAACUGUCCAGCUGUGAUGAAGGGAACAAGAAGUUCAGCAACCUUAGGGAUGUAGAGCAUUGCCUGAUCAGCACAAAAACCAAACUGGAAGGCCUACCCUGUAUAGAAAACAAGAUGGCAACACUGCAGAAGAUGUGCAGUGGGUUGCAGUUAGACCAUCCCGCUAUCAAUUUACUGUCCUUAACUCAACAGGUUAGCCGAGCCAGCAGUCACCUCACCAGAACCAGGGACAUCCUGACAAAGCAAUUGUCUGAGUUGGAAACUGCAUACCAGAUUUGGAGUAAAUACAGUGAGGAGAGAAAUGCUCUCGAGGAGCUCCUGUCAUCAGAGUUUGAUAUAGACCUCAUGAUGGCAAAUAUGCAAAGGGAGGAUCCCACACAGUACCUUCAUUCUGUGAAUGAGAAUCUUCAGAAAUACGAGGAAAAGUGUUGCCACCUGCAGACAAUGCGAGGAUGUUUAAUGCAGUUUGCAGAUGAGCAGACUAAAGUGGAUAUAACCAAUGAGACAGCAGAUAUCCAGGAUCGAAUGCUUGAGGCCCAGAGACAAUACAGGACCUUGUUGUGGUCCAUUAACCAGGGAUCAAUAGCUACACCAGAAAUGAUGAAAAAACAGCAAAGUGACCUUGCAUCAAAUUCAGCAGCAGCGGGUCAGACUACAACACCGUCCAGGUCAUGGUACCGCUCAGGAUAUGUUAAGGCAGCAGGAGCAAUUGUCAUGUUUGGUAUUGCCUAUUUUGUGGACCCUGAUGCUAUCAAACACUUAGGUGAUCUCACAAUUACACUUGCACCAGAACUUAGAUAUGUCAAUGGCCCACCACCUAUGUAAAGUUUUGUAAUUAAAUAGGGAUAUUUUUUAUGUACAUGUAUAUUUUGAUGAUUUUAUAUAUUUUAAAAAAUUGAUUUAAAAAAAGAUUUAAAAACUCUAGAGAAAAAUUUUGUAAAUAUCUUAAAACCUCAUUUGUAAAAAUUUCAAUAUUUUAAUCUAAAAAAUAGAAAAGUAUGAAUAUAUAUAAUCAAGUAUUUUAGUAUUUGUAGACUAAUCAGAAUUGGAUGUAAAUAGCACUAGGGUACUUAAACUUAAAUACUUAGAAAUGGAAGCCACAGAAUGGGCAUUAAUAUCUGAUAAUAUUGACAAAAACCGAUCAAAUAUGGUUCCUUUGAUUGAAUGAAUUUGAAAUGAAUUUUAGCAUUAUUUAGACUCUGGUAAUGCAGGUGAUUCCAAAUUGAUAUUUCACAAUCAGUUUUCACACUGGCAGCUAUUUAUUCACAGUGCCUCAGAAGGAGGGGCUGAUGUGCACUUACAUUGUCUCAUUUGGUUGUAGUUGUCUCUAUUACAAUUGUACAUAGCUUAUUUUUCUUGUUCAUUAGCAUAGUCAUUUUUUAUGGCAAGUCAUAGCAAUAUAGCUUUUGACAUCAGAAAUUACUGCAACCCUGAUUUGGAGAGCUGCAAGUAAACUGUUGUGACAAGUCUUGUGGUAAUUAAGGUACUUAGAAGAAAUUGCAUUGUGUUUGCAUUCUAAGGCAUAAAAACUUAACAAGUCAGAUAUGGAUGUAUGAAAAUGAUUCAAGUGGAUUAUUUCCACAAAGAAUGAGCCCACUGUGUGCUGUCCUCAGACCAGAGGUACGUUAAGAACAGGAAUAUGUAAAUGUAUGUGCAAAUGUGGGAUGUUUUUUGUAGUACAUGUAUCUGAUUUUUAACCAUUUGCUAUACCUUUAUAAAUGGUACAAAGGAAAUGAGUUAGUAUCAGGGUACCAGCUACUGAGGAUACUCGUGGUCCAUUAGGGGGACCAGUCAAUAAGAUUAUAAAUUUACCAUCAAGUAAGAAAUAUAAUGGUGUACUAGUAGAGAAAGUAAUCAAAGAAGUCUCUUGAGUUUAAAUCAAGAGUAAGUAAAAGUUCUACCUAAGAUCUUAUGAAGCAAAAUUAAAAUGAAAUUAGUACAUAAGAAUGAUAGAUUUUCAGAAGAGACAUUAAAGUGUAAUGUAUUAAAGUGACAAAGGAUUGUUCAUGCAGAAUGAACAUUUUCAGGAAGGUUGGUCUUGACCCCGUUGAAUGUUUUCACCCAAGGAUGAGUGCGAAGGAGGGGUUAACUGUAAAUAGUUUUACACAGACAUAUCUCGGUGCAAGUGUAAUUGUUUCAGAUUGAUUAGUUCAUAGUGUGUCCUAAUUGGUGCUCAAUUAUUGCUUCUUUAAGAACCAAUUUCUUUGAAUUCUCUCAGCUAUUUCAAUCUGAGGCAGUUACCACUGGUUAAUUUAUAUUUAUGCAUAUUUAUAUCAUAUAAUCCAGUGAAAUGGAACAUGUACAUGUAUGUAUUUCAGAUGUGUCGUAUCUUUUGGACUGUCUUUCUCAUCCACAACAGUGUUGUGAAAUUUUUAGAUUUUUUGUUUGUUGAUUCUUACAUGGUUUUGUUUUGAUUUCAAGAUGUGCAAUUUUAUUUAUUUGUUUAAAUUCCCUUUUAGGGUUGAUUUUGUUAGACUGCUUGUUAAAAGUUAUUUUGAAAUUUUCCUUGUACACAAUGAGAUUAUAUUAUUUUGAUUUAUCCCUUCCAUUACAAAUUUGAAAAUUAAUUAAGCAUGGGGGAAAGAGGGAAAAGGAAUACAGAAAGUUCAUAUACAUUAAAUAUAUCUUUGCUAUUCAUAGAAUACCUGCCAAAAGUGCCAUCCGCUGUCUUAAUUACUUAGACCCAGUUGCACAAAAGUUAAUCAAAUCUAACUGAUAGUUAACUUGCCUUGAAUUGCAUGAACUGGAAGUUAAUUCUCAUUUAACUUAACUACCUUAUGCAAAUGGUCCUGGACGAAGAUUUCUGGUGUUUUAUGUUUGUCUUAGUCUUGAAAAAGUGCUAUACGUGUACAUGCAUUAUCUUGGAUUUUUUUUCCUAAUGGACAAUUUUUAUUAAUUUGGUGAAGUAUUUAUACCAGUUUCUUUAAUGCUCACUUUCAAUUUUAAAUAUUUACUUAAUCAAAUUGUAAUUUUUGGUAAAAUUUUACAAAGCAUGGAUGUCUUGCCUUUUAUUACUUAUUGUGCAUUUGCUUUUACAAUAUUUCAAAGUUAAUUCAUCAAUAUACCUCAGUCAUUAUAAAAUGACACUCUGAUAAUGUGUUCCCCGUGUUAGACCAAAGUCUAAUGUUUUGAAACUGAAAAAUAUUUUGAUAGUCUACAAUCAUGUAGACUGCAUACACCCAGGGUUUAAAUCAACAUUGCCACUUGUCGGAGCAUUAAAGCUACUUUUGUACAUAAUGUGUAGUCGUCACAUCACAUAAUUAACAUCCAAUGUAUUUUAAAUUCAUAUAGUGUAUUUCAAGAUCAGUAUAACAGCUUUAAAUCUAAUGAAAACAUUUGCUUCAUGGAAUGCAUUUAGUUUUACAUCGUGUGUUUUGUUUGUUUUCAUUUUCAGUUAAAUUUGAGUGGAAAUUAUAUAUACAAAAUUGAAAUAUUUGAUAGAAAAAAAUAUGAAAAUGAGAAAAAUAUUUUUGAAGUAAAAAUACGGUUGUGGCAUUUCUUACAAUAUUACUUGGAUGGAAAUAAAUGAUUAUAAACCCA